AUGGAGAAGAGAGAAACAAAAGGGAGAAAUCGGCCCACAAAGGAAAAUCCUACGAUACUCGAAACGUCACAACCGCUGCCCCAAAACACACAAAAAAAGGAAAAUAAAAAGAUACAUAAGCCAAUGGAAAGGGGAGACUUGGAGGCAAAAAGAUGGCUGGACCUAAUAGAAGAAGGGAAAAUAUGUUACAAAGAGAUAGCACUUCACAUAAAAAACUUAGAAAAUAAAGGACAAAUAACAGCAGAAGUUGAAAAACUACAAAAGAUAAUAAUAGAAACAACAAACAGAUUAAGUUUGAAGGACAAGGAAGGAAAGCUAUCAAGAGAUGAAUAUAUAAACAAAAUACAGACAACAGAACAAGACAUAAAGACUGAGAUGAGAGCUCUAUUGAAAGGCCUCCAGGAAGGAAUGGAGGAGGAAGUUCGCCAGAGAAACGACUUCACGAACACAGCACAUAAUCUUAUGAGUGAAGUGGUCAAAAAUACGAGACAAAGUGAAGAACAAGCGUUAGUACAGAAAAGGACGGGAAAGAAAUUAGAGGAGACAUCCAUAAUAAUAAGAGAUUUGAUAGAGGCACAGAAAGGUAAAAGUUGCGAUCAAAGGGACACAAUCGAUAAGAUUAAGAAAACGGAAAUAGAAAUACUAAAGGAGAUAAAGAGCAAGGAAUGUAGAAUGGAAGCAAAUGAAAAAGAUAUCGCACAAAUGAGAAUGAAAAUGGAGGAAUGCGCAAAACAAAUGGAGAACAUGAAGGACGAAAUGAUGAGGGAAAUAAGGGAAAUUAAAGAAGCAAGCAGGAAAGGACACGAAGUACUGAUAGACAUUAAAAAAGACAAAGAAGAAAAUAUAAGCGGAAAACAUGAAGGAAAACAAGGAGAAAGGAUAGAUAGAACAUAUGCAGAAGCUAUGAAAGGUAAGAUACAAAGACAAAACCGCACCACAUAUCACUCGUUAAUUAUAAAUUCUGUAGAAGAAGACAAAACAGGAGAACAAGUCUUUGAGGAGAUAAAAAGGUCAAUAGACGAGAAAGAGGACUGGUGCGAGGUGAUAAAGGUCAAGAAAACCAAAAACCAGAAAGUCAUCAUUAGUUGCGCAAAGAAUGAAGAAGCUAAAAAAUUAAAGAGUAUAUUAGAAGAAAAGAACAAAAAACUAAAUAUAGAACAUGCGAGGAAUAGAAACCCACUAAUAAUAGUAAAAAACAUUAAGGAGAAAAAAAGAUGGAACAGGUGGUAG
Messenger RNA from Diatraea saccharalis (sugarcane borer), 1230 nucleotides. The record is from the annotation of a GenBank genome assembly. Lineage: Eukaryota; Metazoa; Arthropoda; Insecta; Lepidoptera; Crambidae.